CUUUAUGUGUCCAGAUUCCCGCAGACAUCUUAUUCCACUUUCUUCACGAAUGUAUCUUUGAAUACGCAAGGUGGCUCAGUGAGCGUCGUGGCCCAUAGGAUUUAUUUGCAUACAGAAUUAAUUCUUACUUAAUCAUGUUUAAUAGUAUAUGGACACGAAGAGUUUCAAUCGUAUAAAUUUAUGAUUAUUCCUUUGUAAUAAUUUGCAGGUCAAUUCACUUGUGUUGCACAUUUUACAGACUCGAUCCAAACUGAGGCGUCUUAAUAAAGCCAUGCCAAAUCUGACAGAAGGCGAGCAGCAGAUCGGUUUGAUAGAGGGGAAGAUUAUUUUCACAAAAGACAUGGCACUGAUCACGGAAUCUCUUCGAGAUCUUUCCAGAUUCUUGGAGGCCGAGUUAUCACAGAAUGGUGAAAGAAUUACGAAAGGUGAGGUAAUGGAUACAGAGUUAUCAGGUGGUGCUGAUAAGCAGCUAAGACCCAGUGGAUUUCUAAAACUAAAAAAGAAAGUUAAACGAGGAAAAUCUCGGGGCACAACUAAAGAAGUUGUCCACGUGCGUGGCAAACCAAAGGCGGGAAAAUCAACUGAUAACAAAGAAAAACCGCAGGGCGGAAAAUCAACUGAUAACAAAGAACAACCGCAGGAUGAGAAAUCAACCAAAAGCAAAGAACAACCGCAGGAUGGAAAAUCGACAGAAAAGAAAGAAAAGGGUGGAUCUAGUCAAGAGGGUAAAGAAAAGAAAGAUAAAGGAGCUUCCGGGAAGUCCGACGACGUCCAGGAUGAUAUAAUGAAAGCGAUGCAAGGAAAAGUAGGGGAAUUGGGGGACCAGUUAGGAGGUCAGGUCAAGCAAUUAGGAGACCGAGUGUUUCAGGGACUGGUACAGAAGUUUAAGCCGUGACGAUAUAUCAACAACAGAUGAUUUGUGACUUCCAUGUCAUUGAAUCAGUAGGUGGUGAACUGAAACGGCAGACGACAGUUUUAGUCAAAUUUGUUACUACGCAUCCUUGGUAAACGAAAAAACAUACCCUCAUCCAAGGGGAGAUAAAUACAGGGUGAAUGCCCCCCUCCCCCAUGAAUAAUUUGGUAAAAAAAAAUUCCAACGCAUAUGUAUAAGUCAUCUGUUGUAGGAGAAAGACGUUAAAAACAUUCAUGAGAACGAGGCUAAAAUCUGUCAAAUGAAACUGAAAGUAGAGAUCAGUUUGUUCAAAUUAUUAUCCCUGGUAUCAGGAUGUAGCUAUAAGGCUGAACAUUAUUACCUACAUGAAUAUGUACCCUAAAAAGUUAUUUUAGAAAAUCCUCUCUAUGAAUAACAAAAUUCCAAUUAUCCAUACAAUAUCAAAACAUCCUAGUAAUGUGUAUAUUCAAGUUUGUUGAAAUUGUGGCACCAGGAAAUACGUGGGUCACGAAAAUAUGUGGAAGUUUUACAUGCGAAUACAAAGGACGACGACAGCGUUAUACAUGAAUGCAAAUAUCUGCAGGUUUCUGGUUCAUUUGAAAUGUAACUCUCUAGGUCGGGUCUAUCUAGACUGUCCCAGUCUGGUACCGUAGAUGUUCAAAGAAUUCGGGAGGAAUCUUUUCGAGCACUCUUUCGAUAAAGUAUAUAACAAGAAAUCUUAUAUUUACUUUUUUACAUUUUAAAUUUACGUUUUAUCAAAAUAGCACAUGCAUUGCUCCUUACAUAGUUAGAGAUCAUUCUCUCACCAGAGGGCGUGUUACACAUACAUGUACGCGAGGAGCGCACGGAACUCUGGGUAGAGAAUGAGUUAGAGAUGUUCAGUUACGGGUCUGGUAUGGUAUGGACCAAACGUUGUGAUCUCUUUUAAUUUACCCGGUGAUGACAACGUAACGUAAUUUCCGUAUUCUAUAUCACCUGAUAAAUGUAAAAUCAAAAAAAAAAAAAAAAAAAAAAAUACAUUAUGACAUUGCAUCAUUGAAAACAUCAAAUACAGGACGAACCCAGCCUUUAUUUAUAUAUUUUUAAUUCCUUCUUUUAAACCAACCAAACAUGUGCUAAUUGCUUUUGUACGGAACGUUCCCGCGGGGCCCCAGAUGAGCGAGGACGAUUUUAUUGUGACUCGGGUGUAGCAGUAUGCCCAACAUGCCUCUGACGAAGACAAUUUGAAAUUUAACAGGAUUCCAAAAUGCUCUGUUACAUGCUCCCCAUUUGCUAAACAUGGACUGGUGCUCACAUGAUAGUAGUUUUAUUUGGUGAAAAUAUACACUAAUGAUAUACGCAUAUGACCAAUAUUACAUGUCAUUUUCUUCAAUAUUUUUACACUAAAAUUAUAGGUCUUGAACAUUCUAUAUGGAUUCGCAUGGAUUUUUUUUUAGUGAUAAAGCUUGUGUGCUUGA
Ostrea edulis (European flat oyster) is the source of this 2349-nucleotide messenger RNA. RefSeq lists its product as uncharacterized. The transcript is spliced from 2 exons. Lineage: Eukaryota; Metazoa; Mollusca; Bivalvia; Ostreida; Ostreidae. Bases 272 to 895 code for a protein of 207 amino acids. The record is from RefSeq and is a predicted model, not a curated record.